This is a messenger RNA of Aureococcus anophagefferens, 1218 nucleotides long. RefSeq lists its product as hypothetical. NCBI's taxonomy places the organism in Eukaryota, Pelagophyceae, Pelagomonadales, Pelagomonadaceae. The record is from RefSeq and is a predicted model, not a curated record. The transcript has 5 exons. The coding region runs from base 171 to 1103 and encodes 310 amino acids.
GCGUUCAUGUGUUCACCCCGGCUGCACGCACCGAAAUUGCCGCGACGGAUCCGCGCUGUGGCUGUGAGGCCCCCGGCGGAGGCGAAGGCGACUCCCGCCGGACCACAAACUCCAGAGUCGAAAGUAGCGUCUCCGUGCGCUCGUCGAGGCGUGGCGCCGUUUACGCAGCGAUGGGCCCCGAAUACAUCGACUUGACGAUGAUGAGCGCGACCGCUGCGCCUAGACCGCGCGAUUGUUGGGGAGGACCAGAGGGUGCGCUUCGCCUUGACGAGCGCAAUGCCCUCGUCAUUGUCGUCGACAGCGCAAGCAUCGACUACUGUCGCGCGCGGCGAACAGCGCUGCGGCGGCCCGGCUGGUGCUGCGCGUCUAUCGAUAUCGAAACGCUCCAAGUGUCCGGUGCGGCGCCCGUGGAUAUCCCGGAACACGUCACGGCGCGUUGGAGGUCGCUCCGUGAAGACACGGCAAAGAUUGCGGGCCUUGGAACCCGUGUGAGCCGUGGCAUCGAGGGCCGCGUUCUUGGUAUCCUCGCCAUGCUCGCGACGCCCUUUCGACAGUCCCUUUUCCUCGACAGUGACACGUUUCCGUGCGUUGACCUCCAGACCCUCUUCAACAUGACGGAGGUCCAACGCGGUGCACCGCUAGACGAGGCACCUGGCGUUGGAGGACUCCUCGAAUACGUGGAUAUCCUACUUGCACAUGAAUAUCAUACGCUUCGAGGCUUCUUAGGCGACGAGGCCAUGGGCAUGCCCGACGCCUUUGGGCUUCUCAAUGCAGGCGUUGUGUUUUACCAUGCGAGGGACCGCGUUUUCAACUUCCUCACUCACUGGCUCGAUCUCUAUCUCAAGGACCUUCAAAAAAAGAUUGGUGAUCCAACGGUGGACAAGUCUCUCACAAGAUCUUUCCAGCGCCAGCCCGCUAUGCAGUGGGCCCUCUAUGAAGGUGUGGCAAAGACAGGCCUUCGCGUCCACGCCCUCUCACCGGUCUGGAAUGCACGCUCGUGGCAACCCGCCCUCUCUGGUGUCCCGAAGCGAGAUCCAAAAAAUUUUAAUACCUGCUGCAAGCAGGGACGAAAACUUUCUUCAGAUAACUCGAUGUGUAAAUGAUUGUUAGAGACACCGAUUAUUGACUGAUUGUUAUCUCCUUUCCGACAAAUGAUUUUCGGGUCGACCGGAGCUGGGAGAUUGAGAAAAAUUCGGUUUUUCUGGCUCACUGUUUUUU